ACAAAACCAUCAUCAUGUGGAAGCUGACCCGCGACGAGACCAACUACGGGAUCCCGCAGCGCGCCCUGCGCGGCCACUCGCACUUCGUCAGCGACGUCGUCAUCUCCUCCGAUGGGCAGUUCGCCCUCUCGGGCUCCUGGGACGGGACCUUGCGCCUCUGGGACCUCACCACCGGCACCACCACCCGACGCUUCGUGGGUCACACCAAGGACGUCCUGAGCGUCGCCUUUUCCUCCGACAACCGCCAGAUCGUGUCGGGCUCCCGGGAUAAAACCAUCAAACUCUGGAACACGUUGGGCGUCUGCAAAUACACCGUCCAGGACGAGAGUCACUCGGAGUGGGUGUCCUGCGUGCGCUUCUCGCCCAACAGCAGCAACCCCAUCAUCGUCUCCUGCGGCUGGGACAAGCUGGUGAAG
Pterocles gutturalis (yellow-throated sandgrouse) is the source of this 416-nucleotide messenger RNA. RefSeq names its product guanine nucleotide binding protein (G protein), beta polypeptide 2-like 1 (gene RACK1). Gene Ontology annotation, biological process: positive regulation of protein phosphorylation; rescue of stalled cytosolic ribosome. The annotation marks the transcript as partial. The record is from RefSeq and is a predicted model, not a curated record. Gene Ontology annotation, cellular component: nucleus; cytosol. Lineage: Eukaryota; Metazoa; Chordata; Aves; Pterocliformes; Pteroclidae. The transcript has 3 exons. Gene Ontology annotation, molecular function: translation regulator activity; ribosome binding; protein kinase C binding.